Molecule: messenger RNA, 1443 nt
Organism: Phymastichus coffea
Lineage: Eukaryota; Metazoa; Arthropoda; Insecta; Hymenoptera; Eulophidae
Exons: 1
Coding region: 7-1443 (478 amino acids)
Source: RefSeq, a predicted model, not a curated record
CAAAUUAUGUUUCAGAUCCUUAUUCUUCUUCUAUCUCCGGCGGUAAUAUGUGCACAGCGACAUCGCAAGAGUACAAAUCCCAACGAUGAGCCUUUUUUACCAAUCCAUCCAGAUUAUCCAUACAGUCCCAAGUUAAUGAAACGCGGCCUAGAGAAUCAACAGCAGCAACCACUGCAGCAGCAAAUUCAAUCACAAACCUACGCCCAAUUAACCCCAGAACUUUACGCUCCCAAGGUUGACGCGCGUGACGCUUACACGCCGAGUUACGCACAAAACCCUUCUUAUUAUACCAACUACGACCCUUUAAGUAAAAUUACAACUGCAGCCUCGUCAACGCCCAAUGCUUUAAGUAUUUCGCCAUACUACCAGUCACCUUAUUCUUCGUACAAUACUAAUCCCUACUCCCUUUUAGGUUCUUACACUUCCCCUUUCGGACCUACAGCUGCUAAUUAUGCUGCUGCAGCUACUCCAAGUUUCGGAGCGUCGCCAUACGCUAGCUCCGGAGCUUAUAAUAAUUACUAUUACCCACAACCACCUUACUACUACCCUAAUUACUACGGUCAACCACCUUAUCCACCACCUCCCCCAGGGUAUCCUGGUAGUCCACCCAAACAUCCAUAUGACGAUUAUGACGAUGAAGAAGAAUAUGAAAAACGGCGUGAGAAAAAUAGCAAGAAAAGUGGGCAUCACAAAAAUAGGUUGAGACACUCCGACAGAGAUAAUCAAUACGUCGAUGGUGCCAACUAUAUCGUUUCUAGUGCGAAGGAUCUGGAUAGUGAAUCAAGCACUCACCGUACACCAGUUCAUUAUAAUAAAAUUGAAGACUCGGACGUUCAACCACGAAACACAAACUUACCAAAAGCAACUUACAGACUCCUUGGGGUGUCCAAUCAACAGUCAGAUUUCAAUUCUUCACCUCUUGGUUACAUUAAAGUACAGCAAUUGGAACAGCUUAUGCGACAAGCUUUAGCAAAACUUUUAGCUCAAAAUGCUGCGCAUCAAGCAAACCUUGCACAAAUUCAACAGGAAGCAAACCAACAACUUAUUCCUAAAGAAUCAGCUCAACAAUAUAUCUCUGUACCAUCAGGCAUCGCUAAGACGGGCCUGAGUUACGUUGUCAAUCCAACAAUCCUCAAUAGAGUCAACGCGGGCCAGUAUAAUCCAAGUCAACUUAUACAAACGCAGUCGAACAAACCUUACGCUCAGAAAACGUCAACCAGCGUAACCUUGCAACACUCACCUGGAAUUUACAUUCCACCAAUCAAAUCUACUGAUCAGUCUACUCCUCCGGAGUACGGUGAUUAUGAUUCGCCUGACAGUGCGACAAACAGGAGUCCGUCUACUGUUGAGCCUACGCAUUAUCCUUAUUCAACAUAUCGUCCGACGCAACAAACAAGUCUUGAGGACGUUAACUUUGGUACUAAACAAAAAACGAAAAGCUAG